Molecule: messenger RNA, 936 nt
Organism: Oppiella nova
Lineage: Eukaryota; Metazoa; Arthropoda; Arachnida; Sarcoptiformes; Oppiidae
Source: the annotation of a GenBank genome assembly
AUGAGUCUAAAGGCACUCUCAAUGGCUAUUCUCGCGAUGGUUUACUACACGACUCAAUCCAAUGCCACCGAAGAACUAGUGAUGGCUUCCGUCACUCAAUCCAUAACCGGUCGGCCGAUCGCACGACAAGUGAUGUGUUCUCAAGAUUAUAACGAAGACAGAGUUCGGUUCCCCUCUUGUGCUCCUCAAAGAUGCGGACGUCUUGUGUCCGAUUCGGUGAUCACUGAAUCGGAAGCCAAACACUUAUUGUCAGUGGCGAAGAGAGGCCUAUCAUUGGGCGGCUCUUCCGGCUGCGGCUCUAUCCUCAGCCUCCAUACGGGCGUCCUAUCGAUGGCCACGAAUUUCGUGAAUAUCUAUAAACUCGUUGAACGUCAACAACAAAAGGAAGAGCUGUUCACCGAAAAAGACUUUAAAGUCUACAGAACUGUGACGAACAGAAUCCGCAAAACAAUUGCAAACCAUUUUGGCGUCCCUUCGGCUCAGCUGUACUUAACUGAUCCGACGUUCUUCUGGAGACAGACCCCAAAGAGGGCCCAAACCCAAUACGACAGGUAUUACGUCCGACACGUCGAUAAACAGCAGUCUAAGUGCUAUUCCUUCACUUCAUUGCUGUAUUUGUCGACAUAUGGUCAGGACUUCUCGGGCGGACGCGUUAUAUUCACGGACCAGAUGUCGAACCAAACACUUGAGCCGAAGUUGGGAAGAGUGGCGGCGUUUACGUCCGGCUCAGAGAACAAGCACUUCGUCGAAAGGGUCACCUCUGGGACCCGGUAUUCAGCGGUCAUGGGCUUCACGUGUGACCGGGAGUGCGCCGUCAAAGACCCAGAGAGUGUCAGACCGCAGACAUGCGCUCAACCAUUAUGUUGGUUGUAUAAAGUAGGCUGUCCACACUUGUAUUUACUUACUCCCCAACAAAUAUUACCGAAUUAUGACUAA